Colletotrichum truncatum is the source of this 1548-nucleotide messenger RNA. RefSeq names its product MFS allantoate transporter. The record is from RefSeq and is a predicted model, not a curated record. Gene Ontology annotation, cellular component: membrane. Gene Ontology annotation, molecular function: transmembrane transporter activity. NCBI's taxonomy places the organism in Eukaryota, Fungi, Ascomycota, Sordariomycetes, Glomerellales, Glomerellaceae. Gene Ontology annotation, biological process: transmembrane transport.
AUGCCAUCCGACGGCAACAAAAACAAGAUGACCAACCCAGAUGGCGGGGAUGUCAUCCGAACGCAAACGGACCUAGAAGAUGGCAGCGUUGAGAAGAUGAAGCAAGGGGAGAUCGAUCCUGCGCUUGCCUUUAUCAAUGGCGAACAAAUCCAGUUCACCCCUGAAGAAGAAGCCCGAGUCGUGUCUCGCAUCGACUGGGCGUUGAUGCCUUUGCUAUGCUGGAUCUAUGCACUACAGUUUGCCGACAAAACAUCCCUCAAUUACGCUUCGCUUAUGGGCAUUCGCGAAGACACCAACUUGGACCCUCAGAGUCAGCAAUACAGCUGGACAUCGAGCAUUUUCUAUGCAGGCUACAUAUUAUGGGAAUUCCCAACAACAUAUCUCCUUCGAGCCCUGCCCCUCGGCAAAUAUACAUCAGCAAACAUCAUUCUCUGGGGUAUCGUUCUCGUUUGUCACAUAUUCGCCUUCAACUACGCGGGUCUCUUAUCAGUCCGCUUCAUGCUUGGAGCACUGGAAAGUACGGUUACACCCGCAUUUGUCCUGCUCACAUCAGCAUGGUACAAACAAAACGAGCAAGCCAAACGCAUGGGAUUCUGGCUUAGUUGCAAUGGCGUUGCUCUUUUGACCCUUGGACCUAUAGCGUACGCUCUUUCCGGCGCCAAAGGCACAGUCAUGGCUACAUGGAAGAUUCUCUAUCUGGUUCUCGGCCUCCCCACCAUUCUCACUGGCGCUUACUGUUGGUGGUUCAUGCCGGAUAAUCAAACCAACGCACGCUUCCUAACUCACCGAGAAAAGGCGAUUGCUAUUGAGCGCAUCCGUGGCAACUUCCAGGGCAUUGGCAGCCGCAAGUGGAAAUGGGAUCAGUUCUUUGAGGCCUUUCGCGAUCCUCGUACGUAUCUGUACGUCUUGUUCUCGCUGCUCAUGAACAUCCCCAACGGCGGCAUCACUGCUUUUGGCUCCAUCAUCAUCAACUCGUUUGGCUUCAACGCUAGGCUUUCGCUGUUGCUCAACAUGCCUACGGGUGCCGUUGACAUCACCUGCAAGCUGCUUUUCACAUACCUCUCGGACAAGCUGUUGGACAGAUCUUUGUUUGCUUUUAUUGCUAUUCUCAUUCCCAUGAUUGGCGGCAUCAUGAUGAUUGUAAUACCGCUAUCCGCGAAAGCCGGUCUUCUCGUGGGUUACUAUUUGAUUGGCGCGGCCGGAGCUUCGUGGUGCCUGAUCAUGGUAAUGAUUUCGAACAACACUCUUGGGUACACGAAGAAGGCAACCGUCAACGGACUUCAGAUUCUUGCUUACGGCGCCGGUAAUUGGAUUGGUCCGCAGACGUUUCGAUCUAACGAGGCACCCGUUUACAAGAAUGGCAAACUCAUGGUGGCUAUCAUGUACGGCCUCGCCGCGCUUACUAUUGUCGCUAUUCGGCUUGUAAACAUUCGGGAAAAUAAGCGCCGGGACAAGAAAGCAGCUGAACAGCCUGAGGUUGUCGCCCCCGGAACCGAAUUCUUGGACUUAACAGACUUUGAGCAGCCCAACUUCCGAUACAUUCUUUGA